AAAUAGAAAAUUCCAGUUUUAUAUGAGCAAGUUGAGAAAAUAUAUAUUAAUAUUUUAUUACAGUACUUCCGUCAACUAUGUCCAGUUUUUCCACUGUUUAAAUAGUCCUUGCAGAAAUGUUGAAAAGUAGCCUAGAAAGUGAGAGAGAGGAACAACAGCGUACUAAGCACUGUUGCGGGCCAUGUUGAGAGACUUGGUGGCCUUGACUCAUUAUGUCACUGGCUCUCCUGAUUCCAAGCUUGCCAUUGUUCUUCUAUCUGACAUUUUUGGAUAUGAGCGCCAAACUUGAGAAAGUAAAGAGUGAAAAAGAAUGUCAGGGCCUCAGUGCUGCUCAAACCCUCCAGUGCUCGAUUCAAGUUGUGGAGCAGGCCAUGUUGAGAAACUUGGUGGCCUCGACUCCUAUGUCACUGGCUCACCUGAUUCCAAACUUGCUAUUCUUCUUAUUUCUGAUGUUUUUGGAUAUGAUGCACCAAACUUGAGGAAGCUGGCAGACAAGUGUGCAACUGCUGGAUUCUUCGUGGUGGUUCCCGACUUCUUACACGGAGAUCCCUAUGUGAUUAAAAAUGCUGAGAGCCCUCUGGAAGGCUUUGAUGUUUGGUUUAAAGAUCAUGGAACGGAUAAGGGAGUUGUCGAAGCAAAAUCAGUGAUUGAGGCAUUGAAAAGUAAAGGCGUUUCGUCAGUUGGGGCUGCAGGUUUCUGUUGGGGCGCUAAGGUUGUUGUCGAUCUUGCGAAAACUGACAUUAUCCAAGCUGGUGUGCUGCUGCAUCCUUCAUUUGUCACCAAUGAAGACUUCAAUGAGGUUAAAGUUCCGAUUUCGAUUCUUGGAGCUGAGAUUGACAUAAUGACUCCAGCAGAAGUGGUGAAACAAUUUGAAGCGGUCUUAGCCAGAAAAUCUGCGGUGGAGUUCUUUGUGAAGAUAUUUCCAAAAGUCGAGCAUGGAUGGACUGUGAGAUAUGAUGUUGGAGAUGAAGAGGCUGUCAAGAAAGCAGAGGAGGCUCGUCAGGACCUGUUGGAAUGGAUUUCUAAGUAUGUUAAGUGAAAGUGUUCAACAUAGUACUCCAUCAAAGUUACCUAAGAUUUUAGAACACUAUGAAACUUUAUCAAAACUCCUUUUUAUAUUUGGAAUGGUUUGAAUAAUAAUGCCUGGGACUUUUUGUCCACCAUGAGAAUAUGUACUGAAUUAUUGUGUAGAAUUGAUAACGAUGUUCAAAUAAUCUGUCAUUUCUAUGGUUUACAUACAAAA
Molecule: messenger RNA, 1243 nt
Organism: Ziziphus jujuba (common jujube)
Lineage: Eukaryota; Viridiplantae; Streptophyta; Magnoliopsida; Rosales; Rhamnaceae
Product: endo-1,3;1,4-beta-D-glucanase-like
Exons: 9
Coding region: 311-1039 (242 amino acids)
Molecular function (GO): hydrolase activity
Source: RefSeq, a predicted model, not a curated record